Lacerta agilis (Sand lizard) is the source of this 2318-nucleotide messenger RNA. Its product is annotated as cholinesterase-like. Gene Ontology annotation, biological process: choline metabolic process; acetylcholine catabolic process. The coding region runs from base 142 to 1839 and encodes 565 amino acids. Gene Ontology annotation, molecular function: acetylcholinesterase activity. The record is from RefSeq and is a predicted model, not a curated record. Gene Ontology annotation, cellular component: plasma membrane. NCBI's taxonomy places the organism in Eukaryota, Metazoa, Chordata, Lepidosauria, Squamata, Lacertidae. The transcript has 4 exons.
GCAGCUGCCUUUUCACUGGGUGUUAUUUGCGAGGGCUGGAAGUGUCCUAUAAGCCUCAGUAUCCACCUUUCCCCUUUGGAUUGAGCUGCAGAGGAUACCAAGCAGCAGCGAAACCCCACCGGAGAUAAAGGAGCUUCUGCAAUGCCUACUCUCCUCCAGGCAUCCUUGGGUCUCUUCCUCUCCCUCUCCCUCCUGAAUUCCAGCUCUGCCUCUGAAGAUGACACCGUGGUGGUGACCAGCAGCGGCCCUAUCAAAGGCAAGCGAGUCCCGGUCGGCUCUGCCACCGUCACUUCCUACCUUGGUAUCCCUUAUGCUGAACCCCCCCUGGGGAAGCUGCGCUUCCAAAAGCCUCUUCCCCACCGGCCAUGGAGCCAUGUCUUGGAGGUCACCAACUUUGGAAAUGCUUGCUUCCAGAGGAGUGAUUUUCACUGGCCUUUCAACAAAAUGUGGGUUGCCAACACGCCACAUUCAGAGGACUGUCUCUUUCUCAAUGUCUGGGUGCCUCACCCGCGGCCCACUGCACCAGUUCCUGUCCUUGUCUGGAUCCAUGGCGGGGGAUUUCUGGUUGGUGCCAGUUCCUUAGACUUGUACAAUGGAGCAUUUCUAGCUGCUACUGAGAACAUCAUUGUGGUUUCCAUGAAUUAUCGGUUGGGGUUCUUCGGCUUUCUGUUCCUCCCUCCUGAGGCCCCAGGAAACAUGGGGCUGUGGGACCAGCAGCUAGCUCUGAAGUGGGUGAAGGAGAAUGCAGCUGUCUUUGGUGGGGACCCUGUUCAGCUGACCCUCUUUGGCCACAGUGCUGGAGCAGCCUCUGUGGGGUUUCACCUCCUCUCACCUGCAAGCCAACCCCUUUUUGCCCAAGCUGUGGUGCAGAGCGGAGCUCCAAAUGCACCCUGGGCUUGGAAGGAUCCUGAGCAUUGCAAGUUGCGCUCCUUGCAAGCGAGUCAGCUGCUGGACUGUGGCGAUCGGAAUCACAGUGUGGUGGUGAGUUGCCUACAGGAGAAGGAAGUGGAUAGGAGAAUGUUCCAACUUUUGAUGCAUCGCUUUUACCCCACCACAGAUGGGGACUUCCUUCUAGAUGAGCCAAAGAAACUUCUGCAGAGUGGGCUCCUUCAGGCAAAACCACUGCUCAUAGGCAUCACCGGUGAGGAUGGGUCUGUCUUUUCACUAAGCGGUCUUUCAGCAAGCCUAGAAGAUGAUGGAAUGACAACUUGGGAGCAGCUCUUGGAGGGAACAAUGACAUUGUUGGAAAUGCCUUCUGAAGAUGUUGCCAAGACUGUAGCGCUGAAGUAUGCUGAAGAUGGCCAUGGGCCAGAAAAAUACCGCUGGGCCAUGGUCCAACUGUGCAGAGAUUAUUAUUUUUUGUGCCCAUUGGCUGAAGCUGCUGCAAAGAUGGCAGCAGGUGGGAGCCCUGUGUACACCUACUCCUUCAACCACCACAUCUCUGGCUCCAUUUGGCAGGAGUGGAUGGGAGCGGCCCAUGGAGUUGAGGUGCCUUACCUGUUUGGAACUCUGUCGUCGCUACAGAGGGCAAACCAAACAAACACGGAAGCUGACGCCCCUUUGAGCCUCAAGAUGAUGCGCUAUUGGGCGGAGUUUGCUAGAAGCGGGAAUCCAACUGGGUCCCUGCCCAAUGAUGUGCAAUGGCCGCUCUACAAUGCCACAGAGGAGAACUUCUUCCACAUCAGCGCAGGGCCACCCGAGAUCAGGAAGCUGUCUCCUGCCCACCACUGCGAUUUCCUGGCAGCCCAUAUAUUCAACUCAACACUCCCAAAAAAAGUCCAAGAAGACUCUAUUGCACCCAUUAUAGAGGAAGAUAUGAAGAAUGAGACCAGAACUUAACAACAACAAAAAAGUUGGAAUGCAAAAAUAGCUUACAUCAAGUGCAAAUGGAACUGAGAUGGUGAAGACAUGCCUAGAAACACUUCAGCAAAGUCCUCACUUUGUAGGAUUGCUGCCCAUUUGCAAAUAUAAUGGUUUGCUCUUCAUUGUGAGGCGAUGCUGAAUGAGAAAUGGAACUUAAUGCUGGGGUGUGAACAAGAUAAGCCAUUGGGACCAUCAUUUUAGAAUGCCACCCCAUUUUCUUCCACAACAUUCACAUGUUAAUUUUGAGAAAAAAGAAAUGACAUAUCAUCCAGCAGCUAUGAAUGAUAGCGGCUUCUUUUCAAUCACUUCUGCUUUAUUUUGCAAGCUACAGGUUAUUUGGCAGCCUGAAUUCACUUCCUGAAUUCAUAUAUUGAGGAGCUGUGCCUUGGAGCUAAAGGACAAUUAAUUUCUCAUUGUUUUGUUGUUGUUCAGUUGUGUCCGACUCUUUGUGACCC